Molecule: messenger RNA, 2324 nt
Organism: Linum trigynum
Lineage: Eukaryota; Viridiplantae; Streptophyta; Magnoliopsida; Malpighiales; Linaceae
Source: the annotation of a GenBank genome assembly
CCGCAAUUGUCGCAUAUUCUCCACAGAGUCGACUUUGGGAAUCAGAGUGAGUCAAGUAUGGUUGAAACUACGGAGCAUCCUGCUAGUCUCAAAGAAAGGACAAACUGCCUCAACCACCGAGGCUCCCACAAUUUCCCAGGAAGAUUUAAAGAAUUUCCCCGUGAAUCCGUCUGACCCAGGAGCCUGCUUUGAUCCCAUGGCAAAAACUGUUUAGCGAACUUCAUCAGGGAGAACAACCGCCGUUAGGCUGGCAUUCAUUUCUAGGGUAACCUUGUGAUCGAUAGGCAAGCCUGCCACACGCUCAAACAUAUUAAAGAUUUGAUUCUCCGAGGUAAAGAGAUGCUGAUAGAAAUUGGUCGCAAUGCCAGCUUUACCAGGCUCAUCCAUGAUCCAAUCGCCCUCAUCAUUACGAAACCCGACCACAAAAUUCUUCUUACGGCGCGUCCGAGUCACUGUAUGAAAAUAAGAGGUGUUUUUGUCUCCUUUCUUUAACCAGUGGACCCUAGACUUUUGCUGCCAAUAGAGCUCCUCCGCUUCCCAUUGCCGAUUCAGCUCACCACGGGUCAAAAUUAACAUUUAGGUCCGAAUUAUGUGGCAUAUAGACUCAAUUGGCCGAAAGAGUGGUUUGACCAUUAGUAACUGUCCAGGUCACUGUCAUGUCAGCACCAAACCAAAAAAAAAUUGAAUUUCAAAUAUCUUUUAUUAUUUUCUUUAUCUGAUUAAAAACUGAAAAACAACCAAAAAUAUGUUCGGCCACCCAUCGCCACCUUAUCACCUCGCCUCUUUCUGAUUCAAGCAAAAAAAACAAAAAAAAACAGAAACAUUCUUUUUUAUCCCUUCUUCCCCGACGAGUGGCAUUCUCUCCGAUUAAAAAAUGCAGCGACGGGCGGUCGUUGAAAGACGUCGCCGCUUGGAAGAUCGAAUCCUUACCCAGAACCCUCACCCGCUCCUCUCGCAUGCCUCUGUUCUCUGUUCUCUCGUCAACAGGGAAAAUUAGGGCAUUAUCUCCCCUUCCCCACCCAUCGAUUUUUGCUUAUUUCUUUCUAGACCAUGCCUUCCCCACCCAUUGCUCUCUAUCCAUUUCUUUCUAGACUAACCCUUCCCCACCCAUCGCCUUCUUCUAUAAACGGCGAAGAAAGUGAAGUUCGAGGGACCACUUCGACAAAAUCCUAUUUGUUAUUCGACUAAGGUAAGUAAUCGAUAUCUCUCGUAAUUAUCAUCUAAAUACGUCCAAUGCUCGGCUUGUUGCUAAGGGAUUUACCGAGGUUGAGGGUAAAGAUUUUCACGAUACUUUUGCCCAUGUGGCAAAAUUGGUUACGGUUCGCUGCCCUCUUGCAGUAGCCGUCACUCGAGACUGGUACAUUCAUAAGCUUGAUGUGAACAAUGUCUUUGUACACGACGAUCUCACUGAGGAAGUUUAUAUGGCCAUUCCGCAUGGCUUUGCUCGACCAGUUUACCAUCAAGAAUUUUGGCACUCUCAAGUACUUUCUUGGCAUUGAAGUUGCACGUUCCCCUCGUGGCAUUGUUCUAAACCAACGCAAGUACGUACUUGAUAUCCUUACAGAUACGGGCCUGGAGGCCACUCGUCCAUCUCUCACCUCCAUUAAGCAGCAUCAUCAACUCGGGCGUCUUCUUUCACCUGCUGCGGUUGACGUCAGUGCAUACCGCCGACUGGUUGGUAGACUUCUUUAUCUUACUAUGACACGGCCGGAUAUCACUUACGUUGUUAAUGUGCUUAGUCAAGCUAUGCAGGCUCCUACUAAGGCACAUGAAGUUACUACCAUUAGGAUUCUUCGAUACCUCAAGUCUACUCCGGGGCAUGGUCUCUUCUUCCCUGCUUCGACUUCUCUCUCUCAUACUGCGUACUGUGACGCAGAUUGGAGUGGUUGUCCUCUCACACGGCGUUCUACGAUUGCUUAUUAUUUUGGAUGAUUCUCCCAUUUCCCGGCGUACAAAGAAGGUUAGGGCUUGCCCCCCCCCCCCAAGAAUUUUAAAACUUACGUAUAAUUGGUUCGAGAUUAUACAUAUAAUCUAAUGAUAUCGUAUAAAAUUAACAGACUCGCAAAUCUGAAUAGAAAAAUAUGACCAGUCUAGUGGAAGUGUGCCCCUUUUCACUGAGUGGUCUCUGUUUCGAUGCCAAUGGAAAGCAAGUUGUUGUUUUUUCUUAUUUUUGACCGCUAAGCCUAUCUGCUACUCCAUAGUCAUAGUUUCGAUUCCAAUGGAAAUCAGGUAGCUUGUUUCCCAUUUUUUGUCCAAUAAGCUAUUUGCUAAUCGUAGAUUUUUUGUUAAGAAUUUUAUUUUGAUAACAAAUCAAUUUAAUCAUU